This is a messenger RNA of Trachymyrmex septentrionalis, 783 nucleotides long. RefSeq lists its product as uncharacterized. The record is from RefSeq and is a predicted model, not a curated record. The transcript is spliced from 3 exons. Lineage: Eukaryota; Metazoa; Arthropoda; Insecta; Hymenoptera; Formicidae. Gene Ontology annotation, biological process: detection of chemical stimulus involved in sensory perception of smell; sensory perception of smell. Bases 1 to 783 code for a protein of 260 amino acids. Gene Ontology annotation, cellular component: plasma membrane. Gene Ontology annotation, molecular function: odorant binding; olfactory receptor activity.
AUGAAUGUUACAAAUUCUUCAGGAUACAGAGAUUUCAUGUGGGCAAUACAUCUACAACGUUUAGGAUUCGAAAUGGUGGGCUUAUGGCCUAAACCUAGCAAAUGUUUAUGGCCAAAAGUUUGGGUCGGCAUUAUUCUUAUUUUAUUAAUAUUUGUUUCAUAUGUUCCGAUGAUACGUGCAAUUAUACAAGUUUGGGGUAAUAUGGUACUCGUAAUAGACAAUUUACAUACAACAUUACCCCAAGUAAUAGUAUCAGUGAAAUACAUUAUCAUAUUACGGAAACAAACGGUUGUAUUGUCGAUUGUAAACAUGAUGGCAGAAGAUUGGAUGGCAUUUAAGCUGGAUGAAGAACGAGAUGUAAUGAUAAAACGAGCACAAACAGCGCGAUUAAUUAUGAUGAUUGGAUAUAUUAUUGUGAUAAUAGCGUUUUUCACAACAAUUCCUCUUCCUUAUUUUGGCUUUGUCAUAAUGUACGUAACGAAUUCCACAGAUCGGCGCAAAUCGUUACCAUUGGAGACGUAUCACUUCUACGAUACAGAUAAGAGUCCGCAAUUUGAGUUAAUAUUUUUUAUUCAAAUGGUAACGCUGUUGUUGGCAGCUACCAUUUACAUGUCUGUAGAUAUCUUUUUAGUUGUAAUAGUUCUUCACAUUUGUGGCCAAUUAGAAAUCUUUAAAUGCCGUUUAAUUAAUUUGACCUCAUACAAAAAUUUUAAUAAAAUUUUAAACAAUAUCGUUGCGACCCAUUUACGUCUUAUCAGGUAUGAAUUUUUAUUUUGGCAAUAG